AUGAAUUGCAGUGUUGCAUUUUCGGCUUAUCAAUCAACUGCUAAAAGUUACAAAGAACACGAAACAUGGAUAUAUGAUACAGUCCUCGUUAACGACGGGAGUUCAUAUGAGAGGACAACAGGAAUCUUUACUGCACCUUCUGACGGGACAUAUGGGUUUACAUGGGCAACAUUAACCGAGCCAAAUAAAAUGGCUCAUCCUCUCCUUAGGGUUAAUGGUCAGUAUAAAGGAUUCACAGCAUUCAACAACUCCGCCACGUCACAGAGAUUUUGGAGUAGCGGCUCUAAUACAGUUCUUAUUCGACUGAAGAAAGGUGACAAAGUCAACAUUGCUUCCGGAUAUGGAGCUGCAUAUGCAAGAGAGAAAUUUACCUCAUUUUCUGGAUGGAAGAUGCACUAA
Molecule: messenger RNA, 399 nt
Organism: Saccostrea cuccullata (small rock oyster)
Lineage: Eukaryota; Metazoa; Mollusca; Bivalvia; Ostreida; Ostreidae
Product: cerebellin-3-like
Exons: 2
Coding region: 1-399 (132 amino acids)
Molecular function (GO): protein binding
Source: RefSeq, a predicted model, not a curated record